AUGAGCCGGUUCGGGGGUCGCGUGCGCGAGUACCCCGCCGUGUCCAUCGACCGCUUCGACCGCGACAACCUGCGCGCGCGCGCCUACUUCCUCUCGCACUGCCACAAGGAUCACAUGAAGGGGCUGCGGGCGCCCGCCCUGAAGAGGAGGCUGGAGGGCAGCUUGAAAGUUAAAUUAUACUGCUCACCGGUAACUAAGGAAUUGCUGUUGACUAGCUGGAAAUACAAGUUUUGGCAGAAUCACAUUGUUGCAUUGGAAGUUGAAACUCCAACUCAGAUUUCUUUAGUGGAUGAAACAUCUGGUGAGAAAGAAGAUCUAGAGGUGACACUUCUACCAGCUGGUCACUGUCCAGGAUCAGUCAUGUUUUUGUUCGAAGGUGAGAAUGGCACUGUGCUGUAUACAGGAGAUUUCAGGCUUGCAAAAGGAGAAGCAGCCAGAAUGGAGCUUUUGCAUUCAGGGACCAGAGUAAAAGACAUCCAGAGUGUGUAUUUGGACACUACUUUUUGUGAUCCCAGAUUUUAUCAUAUACCAAGCCGGGAGGAAUGUUUAAGCGGGAUCUUAGAGUUAGUGCGAAGCUGGACCUCACUGACUCGCUAUCACGUUGUGUGGCUGAACUGCAAAGCUGCUUACGGAUAUGAAUAUUUAUUCAUAAACCUCAGUGAGGAACUUGGAAUCAAGGUGCAUGUGAACAAACUUGAUAUGUUCAGAAACAUGCCAGAAAUCCUCUACCAUGUUACUACAGAUCGACACACUCAGAUUCAUGCCUGUCGACAUCCUCGGGAUGAUGACUACUUCCGAGGGAACAGACUGCCCUGUGGGAUGACUUGCCAAAAUGGAACUCCCUUGCACGUAAUCAGCAUCAAACCCUCCACUAUGUGGUUUGGAGAAAGGAUCAAGAAAACCGAUGUAAUAGUGAGGACUGGGGAGAGUACAUACAGAGCUUGUUUCUCUUUCCACUCUUCAUACAGCGAGAUUAAGGAUUUCCUGAGCUAUAUCCGUCCUGUGAAUGUGUAUCCCAAUGUACUGCCAGUGGGUGGGACGGAAGACAAAGUUAUGGAAAUAUUAAAGCCAUUAUGCAGGUCGUACAGGAGAAACAUGGAACCCAGGUACAAGCCCUUAGGAACACUGAAGAGAGUCCACAAGAGAGACUUAUCUGAUACAGACGAAGAUGAUCUAUUUGAUUCAGAAUUAACUUCUGCAAGGCCUAAGAUUCCAAAACAGCAGAGAGAAGAGAGCAGGCCCUCCGGCACAGGACAAUCUGAAAAUGCUGAAGGAAACAUUAAUGAGAGCACAGAAAGUUACAAAGCGACCACAGCUUACACCUCCCUCAAGGUAGACUUCGUGGACUGUGAGGAAUCAAAUGAUGAUGAUGAUGAUGAAGAUGACGAAGAAGAAUCUGAAAAAAAUACAGUUCAAGUUCUUUCCCAUGAGCCAGAUGCCACUUCCACAUCAAAUUUCAAUGGAUUAACUAGUGACCAACAGGAGUCUAAUGCCGAUGUCCCUCGCUGGGAUGCAUUUUUUAAGUGUAACAAACUAGAAGAAGGCUGUGAAAAUGAGGACAACUUCCCAUCUUCAGCAGAUGCUGGUGGGUCCCAGUCACUCUUCAGUGAUUCGGAUGGAGUGAGCGACUCAACACACAUCUCCUCCCAAAAUUCUUCUCAGUCAACGCACAUCUCGGAGCAGGGCCAGGGCUGGGAUAGCCAAAUGGACACAGUACUCAUUACCUCCCAAGAGAGGAACGCCUUGGACUUCAGCUGCUUCAGCAAAGGUGGGAGCAGAACGGUUGUUUCUGUAUUGCAGGAGACUGCCAAAGACAGCCAACCUGACAGCAGCAGGCAGAAGCCACCGGGUCAAAAUAGAUCUUGUGCCUACGAUGCUGCCUGUGACUUGAAAAGCAGAGGCUGCGAGAAAGUUGCAGAAGCCGGCACUGCUCACGUUCAAGAUGUGCUGGUGGAAAUCAGUGACAGCUCCAGGACUCCUGAUCUAGAACUGAGGAGGGACUCUCAGAGCUCCUCCGACUUUGAAAUUCCCUUGACUCCUGAUGCUGAAGUGCCUCAGCCAGAUAAACUGCACUGUUUAUAUAAGAAGCUAGCAGCAGGUGAAAACAUACUCGAGAAAAAAGUCUCCUGAUGACAGGUAUAACUGAUCACAUCAUGAUAACAAAUACUGAAAUUUGUUUAUUAAGCCCUGAAUUAUUUUUCUCUUUAGUGUUGAUUACUACCUGCAGCUAUGCUAAUUCAUGCCAUUUUUUCAGAAAUAUCUUACGGUCAGAAC
Molecule: messenger RNA, 2274 nt
Organism: Gymnogyps californianus (California condor)
Lineage: Eukaryota; Metazoa; Chordata; Aves; Accipitriformes; Cathartidae
Gene: DCLRE1C
Product: DNA cross-link repair 1C
Biological process (GO): interstrand cross-link repair; protection from non-homologous end joining at telomere; double-strand break repair via nonhomologous end joining
Molecular function (GO): damaged DNA binding; 5'-3' DNA exonuclease activity
Source: RefSeq, a predicted model, not a curated record